Molecule: messenger RNA, 285 nt
Organism: Cladophialophora bantiana CBS 173.52
Lineage: Eukaryota; Fungi; Ascomycota; Eurotiomycetes; Chaetothyriales; Herpotrichiellaceae
Exons: 1
Coding region: 1-285 (94 amino acids)
Source: RefSeq, a predicted model, not a curated record
AUGGUCCGCCUCAGACUCACCAACAAUCAAACCGGUCACGGUGUCAAUGCCGAAAUCCCACUGGUGAACCAUCAACAACCUAUCAGCCAAUUCUACGCCAGCUCCUUUGACUCGAGCGGCAAAUUCAUGAUCAACGCCGCCGAACUGACCGCCGAUUUCCAGGGCGUCGAGGUCGUUGUCAAUGCGGGCGGACAAUCGGUUACCCUGACGACCAAUCAGAACUCGAAGCAGUUCAACGGCCUGGUUGAUGCGGCCCAUGGCAGUAUUUUGGCGAGGAAAGCCUGA